GCAACUCUUGCCGGAAAAUGUAGGGUCAUUUGUCGAGAAAUUUAUGACUCAGAUCUUAGUCUUAGAUAUGCUUUAUGAAAUUUUUAAGUUUCUUGAAUUUAACACUAAAUUUCCACACAAGUACUUUUUUCUUAUCUAAAUUUUCACUCAAGCAAAUCACAAUCACACCUAAAGUAAGUCAUAAUGAGUAACAAAUAGUUAAUCUAACUUUAUUCUUUGCUUCUUCUCCGUUUUGAGCUCUUUUUGGGCUCGAACAUAUUAUUAUCUAAUAUAAUCACACGAUCAUAUAAGGAAUUGUUUUGUUUUCCUAUUUAAGGUAACGUGGCUUCUUUCUCCAGUAUGAAAAAGUUGGAACUCCAAACCAAAGGAGCAAUCGUUAAUUUCCUCUGUUUCAGUUCGCAUUUUUGGAGGUGCCUAAUUUCAUGUAACGAUGUUCAACUGCAUCAGAGAUAAUGUCAAAGGUUGUCGGAUUUUGCAAUUGCUGUGGUCCGACACACUAAUGCGACGAGCAUUUUUUGUUUUGCAACCGUAUUUGACGGAUGUUUGGAAACUAAGCUUCACUCACGCCGCCGCAAUCGUGAAUAUCUGGGAAGGAACGAGCCUUAUGUUGCCCGCCGUCUUUCAGCUCCUCGCCGACAAGUAUCUCGGCAAUUUCAAGGUGGUCGUCACGUGUACCAUAUCCUCCACUCUGGGUCUCGCACUGAUUACGAUGUCGUUGCCGCCGGUCCUUGGCAUGGGUCCGUGUAAGGAAUACGAGGAGAGAUGUGUCGACGGCGGGCAGAAAGGUCUGUUGUACCUGGGAGUAGCAUUGACAGCGAUUGGAAGAGGUGGUCUGAGCGUGAGCGUGCCUUGUUUGCACGAUGAGCAGAGCGAAGGUGGUCAGUUUUUCUUGUGUGGUAUGGUGCAAAGGCACGGCUCGACAGCUGAGAACCUCGUCGUGUAUGCGGUUGGACUUGUUAUAAUAUCGGUGAUAUCAUCGUGGACUUUCCGAUUUGGGUUUCCGGCGAUCUUUGCCACCUUUGUAACCCUUUCCUUUUUGGGGUGGUGGUCGUCGUACAAAAAGGCUCCUCCCAAGCGCAAAGGGAGUUUGCUAGCUACACUCUUCAAAGUGUUCAUCGCACCACGUUCUCGCAGAAGUGGUGAGGAAAAUGAAGCGAGUCCCGAAGAAUCCAGUUUUCUUAGGCACAUCAGCGGCAUCUCGAUCAACUUCAUAAUGCUAGGCAUCGUAUCCGCACUCGGAAACACCUUCUUCGUGGAGCAAGCCAACCACAUGAACCGCAAAUUCCUGUUCCUGACGCUCCCGCUGGCGGCAUUCCAGCUGCCGAUGCUGAUCGCCGCCGCCGCGGGGCCGUGCCUGUGCGCGGCCUGCGCGUUCCUUCGCUGCGUCAACCAAUACUGCAAAUACUGCGUCCCGCGGUGCCUGCGCUCCAUACCAGCGGUCCUCGGCAUCGGGGCGGCGAUGGGGCACGCGAUCCUGUGCUGCGUGGUGGCGGCGGCGGUGGAGAAGCGGCGCCACAGGGGCCCCGGCGGCGCCGUGGUGGAGACGCACGCCACGUGGCUCAUCUUCCAGUUCUAUCUGGUGGCGUGCGUGGAUGUGUUCUUCCGGAGUAGCAUCGAGUCGUACUACCACGCGCGGGCGCCGGGCGCGUUGAGGGACUACCACGAUGUGUACACGGAUUUCGUGACGGGUUUGGGGUAUUUCAGCAGCGUGGUUUUGGUGGCGAUUGUGGGGAGGGUGAGUGAGCCGAGUUGGUUUGAGGAGACGGUGGAUGGGAGCCGUUUGGAUCGGUAUUACUGGGUGCUCGCAGUGUUGGCGUCUCUCAGUUUGGUUGGGUUUUGGGUGAUGGUUCCGUUUUGCAUAGGCAAGGAUGUGAAACCGGCGGCGGCGCAUGCUGAUGGUGAGGGUGGACGAGCUUGUUGCUGCUUCUCUUUCUCACGAUAGUCUUUUGGAUUCUUUGUUAUCUGUAUAUGGUGUUUUGAUGUUGUGUUUUAUUGUAUUUGAUUUUUUUCACAAGUACUAUCCAUACUUGUGUUGUGUGUAUUAUCACAUCAUUAUUCGAAAUGUUGUUGUAGGUUCCAAUAUGUUAUGAAUCAAAUAUAUAUAGGGUUGAGAUUAAUUUACUGAUAAUUAUUUGAAUCAAAUGUUGUUGUGUGUAUUAUCA
Molecule: messenger RNA, 2162 nt
Organism: Salvia miltiorrhiza (redroot sage)
Lineage: Eukaryota; Viridiplantae; Streptophyta; Magnoliopsida; Lamiales; Lamiaceae
Product: protein NRT1/ PTR FAMILY 5.5-like
Exons: 4
Coding region: 431-1942 (503 amino acids)
Source: RefSeq, a predicted model, not a curated record